GCCCCGGUCUUGUGACCCAACGAAACCCAACCAGGCCACCGCCUUUGUUCACGUUCUCCUCGACAGAAGAUUCUUCGGUUUAAAUUCUUUCUUCUUGCGUUUAUUAGACUGUCUUCAGACAAACCGUGCUAUAGGACAAUAGACAAAUUUCGCUUUACCUGAGCGCGAUACAUUUGAAGACGACCCCAACAGCUUUCUGUUGCGCCUUUCCGAAGUCAUAAGCAUUUGUGUUCAGCAUCACAUCGCAAAAGCAGGAGUACCUUUUUCGAUUUCGCUCUUGAGCCUCGACAAGACCCUGUUCAUUUCAUCACUUGCUACUGGACGAGUGUGCGUAUCCGAAGUAAGGACUCUCAGAUAAAACCAUAUCAAGAUGACUGACGUCGGUAGACCAUGAUGGCUGUACAACCAACUCAUGACGAGCUUGCCGCUCUGUUCUCACGGAACCUGACCUUCAACCCUGAUUCUCGAACUGCUCAGGAUGUCCCACGGCACAUGGACCCCAUCGCGGCGCCCUCAUCGACGCAGCACAUUGUUUAUUCUAUUUCACAGCAUUACCAUCAUUCAACGCCCUUGUCUCCGCCAGAAAUGCCCGAGAGACGAUCAUCAGAACCCGGACCGGGUGACAACCUUUCUUCAGAGACCAUGCUUCGCAUCCAUGGCAUCAACCCCAGCACACUGACGCCAUCACAAAUUCAGCUCUUCCGGGUUGCUGACAAGCCUCAGCAGCGACGGCUGCUUGAGCUAUGGAGCAUCUGCCCUCCUAACGGUGGCGGUGAUAUCCCAGCCCUCGCAUGGAGCAGCACAACCGUGGAACAGGAGGAGCAGCUGGCCCAGGCCCGAUAUGAACGGCAGCAGCAGGAGCAGGGGAUGAGCCUCGAUGGCACCGUGGUCCAAAAUCCGAACGGGCAAUGGCAGCAACAGCAAGACUGCGAGCCGUACAUGACCUCAGGGUACGAGGAACUCAUGCGACGCGAGCGGGAGAAGCAACAAGCCUCCCAGGCAUACACCCCUGCAACGGACCCCGUCUAUAUGGGCUCGGACUAUGCUAGAGAGCAGCAGCAGAUGCAGAUGGCAUCUCAGUACGGGGCCUUUGAGCACUUCCGCGGCACACCAAUGGACGCCAUGGAUGUGAUGUGAGGACUGCAGUAACCUUUCAUGACUUGAUAAUUGAAUUGCUGAAAUCAGAGUCGGCCAGCGACGAGGGUUUCUGACGAGCAAGAGCAUUGUAACGGGCGUUGAAGAGCAGAAUA
This is a messenger RNA of Emericellopsis atlantica, 1250 nucleotides long. RefSeq lists its product as uncharacterized. The coding region runs from base 391 to 1137 and encodes 248 amino acids. NCBI's taxonomy places the organism in Eukaryota, Fungi, Ascomycota, Sordariomycetes, Hypocreales, Bionectriaceae. The transcript has a single exon. The record is from RefSeq and is a predicted model, not a curated record.